AUGACUAAAUGAUACGAUAAAAUGUUAGACUUUAAGCCUUGAACCCCUCGUUCAAAUGGUUGAGCUUAUAUUUACGAAAUGUAUUUUGCAUCAGUUUAGAAGAUGUCGUCUGAUGUAUUGUCAGAUAAGAAUAAAUUUUCGGAUAGUUAACAAGUGGAAUAUAUCAGACGUAUUUGAACCGUGGGCUUGUUUCAAGUAUCAUGGCGAAUGACUUCCUUAUCUCAAAGUGGAAGCGAUGGUUCAGUUUAUUUGAUGGCAAUAAUGAUGGCAAAGUUUGCUAUGCAGACAUGGAGAAAGCCAGAGAUAAAUUUACAAAGCAACAUGAGUUGAAAGAUGACGAAAAGAAGGAAAUAAGUGAGAAAUUCACGAAAUGGUGGUGCGAAUAUGUGAACUGGGGAAAAGAAGAAUUGACGGUGGACGAGUUUGCAGAAUACCAAAAUGCUGCAUUUAAAGCCGACAAAGAAAAGUUUGUUGAGCGAAUUAAAAAGUGUCAAGCUGAGAUUGGUGACUUUGUAGACGUCGCGCACGAUGGUUUUGUUUCUGAAAAGGAAGCUUUGGCAAUCCUCAAGGCGGAGGGGCACGAGGACGAAGAGAAGGAUAAGAGGUUUUAUGCGCAUUUUUCACCAGUUGAUCGAAAAAUUCCUUUAGACAGACUGAAGGGCUACUGGAUCCAUUACCUGACAAGUGAAGAUAGCUCACUUCCAGACCCGGUUCAACGAGCAAUGGAAGAGGGCUUGUAAAUAAAUACAUGUAACAAUACCAAAUUGCUUUUUGAAGUUUUGUGUGUAUACUUUUCUUAUAAAUUGACUCGCAUUAACAUACGAUAAGAGGUGUGUCUUCUUAAAAUGCUACCGUACUUGUGAAAUAAAAGCAUCAAAUCUGUU
Molecule: messenger RNA, 884 nt
Organism: Ruditapes philippinarum (Manila clam)
Lineage: Eukaryota; Metazoa; Mollusca; Bivalvia; Venerida; Veneridae
Product: sarcoplasmic calcium-binding protein-like
Exons: 3
Coding region: 201-740 (179 amino acids)
Molecular function (GO): calcium ion binding
Source: RefSeq, a predicted model, not a curated record